Mercurialis annua (annual mercury) is the source of this 1723-nucleotide messenger RNA. Its product is annotated as extensin-like. The transcript is spliced from 3 exons. NCBI's taxonomy places the organism in Eukaryota, Viridiplantae, Streptophyta, Magnoliopsida, Malpighiales, Euphorbiaceae. The record is from RefSeq and is a predicted model, not a curated record. The coding region runs from base 1005 to 1661 and encodes 218 amino acids.
CAGACAGCGGGAGCGGGGGACACGACGAGUUCCCAGACACUCAGUUUCUCACUUCAGACUGCUAUUGGACGGGCUGCGUUACGACGAUAUCGUUUGGCAGCCAUACUCCGACGACGUUCUCCAGUCCAUCCCACAGAUCUACCUGACAGGGCGACAUAUUUGGCGUGCCCGAGUGCCAAUGAUCUACUAUCACACCGUCGAGUGACACCAGCCGGAUAGGGUUCUGCAGCAGUUCGGCUUACAGCAGCCCAUUCCCCUACCUGCUAUGCAAGAUCGGCGCCUUCAUACCAUUCAGUAUCAGGGGAACUACAACUUCGAUGAACUGCUCUCAGAUUACAUUCAGAUUUGGAACAACAGAGCGGCUUACGUUGUUCAGGGUUACCAGCUCCAGCGUCCACCUCACUACCAUUCAGCGUAUAUGGAGUGGUUUCGGAGCCGCAGCCGGCGUUGGAUUACCCAUGAGGGCGCAGCAGCCGGACAGAGUCGCGACACUUUCGAGAUGAUCGCCCUUCAGAGAGAGGCGCGUGCGUCUAGGAUUGGGACUGCUGCACGCAGUUCUCAAUUAGCUUAUGGAGAGGAGCGCCGUGACGUCACACUGCCCCCACCAGAGCCAGCAGUUCCGGCUUACGUACUACCUCCUCUUCCUCCCCUGACCAUCGAUCUGGCUCACAUCAGGGGAGCGCGUAGACGGCAGCCUAGAGCCGCCCAGCCUCGCGAGCGCCCGGCAGACCCUAUCCCCCCACCGGUCUACUACCACUUCGAUCCUACAGCCACUACAGACAGACGGGGGGAGUACUAUGGCCCGACUUAGUACUACGGUUCCACUUCCACUUCAGCAUCACAGCCUCCGUGGCAUCAGACCUCUUUCCCACAAGUUUCAUGUCAUUUAUUAAUUAUUUUAUUGCUUUUUUAACUCGUAGUUAAAUAUAUAAUUUAAAUGUUGAGUUUUUAAUUUUGUAUUUCAGGGACCCCAGGUAUCAUCGUAUCAGGUCCCGCCUUCGUCGAUGCCGUUUUUUCAGCCGUCGUACGGACAGACAGCACAUACGACUCCUCUGGGCACGCCGCCGUCUCAGUUCCACCAAGGCACACCACCGGCGUCUCAGUUCCAGCAGGCCACACCACCGGCGUCUCAGUUCCUGCAGGCCACACCACCGGUGUCUCCGUUUCAACAGACCACACCACCGCCGUUUGCUGCAUCAGAUCAGUAUUACCGUCCAGCGCCAUAUACAGAUGCUCAACCGUUUACGUCUUUCGAUCAGUGUUACCGUCCCACGAUGCCUUCGGAUGAUCAGCCGUCGACGUCACAUUCGCGGCCAUCUUCUUCUCACCAGGCUCAGGAUCCAUCACAGCUACAUUUUACACUGUCAGAAUCAUGGUUAUUCGGUCCGGAGAUCGGUUCAGAGGCGUACAAGGAGCUUUUAUCACGACCGGAUCUCACACCUCCAUCUUUUAGACUCCUACCGCCCACACAGGAGGAGACCGGUACUGCACCACCAGCAGCAGACGUUGAGCAUUCAGUUCAGGACGAGGACGCCCACGACAGCGGCGAGAGCCCUCCGGUACCCAGACAGUUUCACUCGAUUACAGACAGCUCGCGGCACCGUCGAGAGACUCACGGUUUAAGGAUACAGAGACCGAGGACUCGUAGAUAUGAGGAUUAGAUUUCAUAUUUUUGUUCAUUUAUUGAUUUUUGUAUUUUAGUAUAUGUUGUAUGUUUACUAUA